Rattus rattus (black rat) is the source of this 2645-nucleotide messenger RNA. RefSeq names its product mitotic arrest deficient 1 like 1 (gene Mad1l1). Gene Ontology annotation, biological process: mitotic spindle assembly checkpoint signaling; attachment of mitotic spindle microtubules to kinetochore. The transcript has 18 exons. Gene Ontology annotation, cellular component: kinetochore; nuclear envelope; mitotic spindle. The record is from RefSeq and is a predicted model, not a curated record. Bases 69 to 2222 code for a protein of 717 amino acids. Lineage: Eukaryota; Metazoa; Chordata; Mammalia; Rodentia; Muridae.
ACCGGCGGAGAGGAGGGAGAUCUGAGCCGCCGCUGCAGCACUCGGCUCCUCAACUCGGGAGGGUGACCAUGGAAGACCUUGGGGAGAACACCACAGUCCUGUCCACCCUGAGAUCUCUCAACAACUUCAUUUCUCAGCGGAUGGAGGGGGCAUCAGGCCUGGAUGUGCCCACAUCUGCCUCAGGGUCCCUACAGAAGCAGUAUGAACAGAACAUGCAGCUGGAGGAGAGAGCAGAGCAGAUCCGUUCAAAGUCCUACCUCAUCCAAAUGGAGCGGGAGAAGAUGCAGAUGGAGCUGAGCCACAAGAGGGCUCGGGUGGAGCUGGAGAGAGCGGCCAGCACCAAUGCCAGGAACUAUGAGCGCGAGGUGGAUCGCAACCAGGAACUCCUGGCACGCAUUCGACAACUCCAGGAGCGUGAGGCCACAGCAGAAGAGAAGAUGCGGGAGCAGCUGGAGCGCCACAGGCUGUGCAAGCAGAGCCUGGAUGCUGCCAGUCAGCAGCUACGGGAACGAGAGGAUGGCCUGGCUGCGGCCAGGGAGACGAUUAGUUCAUUGAAGGGGCGAGUCUCCGAGCUGCAGUUGAGUGCGAUGGACCAGAAGGUACAGGUCAAGCGCCUGGAGUCUGAGAAGCAGGAGCUGAAGGAGCAGCUGGAACUGCAGCAGCGGAAAUAUCAGGAGGCAAAUCAGAAGAUCCAGGAGCUGCAGGCCAGUCAAGAAGAGAGAACAGACCAGGAGCAGAAGAUUAAGGACCUGGAGCAGAAGCUGUGUCUGCAAGAGCAGGAUGCAGCUGUGGUGAAGAGCAUGAAAUCUGAGCUGUUGCGACUGCCUCGGAUGGAGCGUGAGCUGAAGAGGCUGCGUGAGGAGAACACUCAUCUAAGGGAGAUGAGGGAGACCAAUGGGCUGCUCACAGAGGAGCUGGAAGGUCUGCAGAGGAAGCUGGGCCGCCAGGAGAAGAUGCAGGAGGCUCUGGUUGACCUGGAGUUGGAGAAGGAGAAGCUGCUUGCAAAGCUGCAGAGCUGGGAGAAACUGGACCAGACCAUGGGCUUGAAUCUCAGGACUCCAGAGGACCUUUCGAGGUUCGUGGUUGAGCUGCAGCAGCGAGAGCUGGCGCUGAAGGAGAAGAAUAACAGCAUCACCAGCAGUGCCCGCGGUCUGGAGAAGGCCCAGCAGCAGCUCCAGGAUGAGGUCCGGCAGGUCAAUGCACAGCUGCUGGAAGAGAGGAAGAAGAGGGAGACACAUGAGGCACUUGCCCGAAGGCUCCAGAAGCGCAAUGCAUUGCUGACCAAGGAGCGAGACGGCAUGCGCGCCAUCCUGGGAUCUUACGACAGUGAGCUGACCCAAGCUGAGUACUCACCCCAGCUUACACAGCGCAUGUGGGAGGCUGAGGACAUGGUUCAGAAGGUGCAUGCCCACAGCUCAGAGAUGGAGGCUCAGCUGUCUCAGGCCCUGGAAGAGCUUGGGGUUCAGAAGCAGAGAGCUGACACGCUGGAGAUGGAGUUGAAGAUGCUGAGGGCCCAGACAAGCUCAGCCGAAGCCAGCUUCCCAUUCUGCAAAGAGGAGGUGGAUGCACUCAGGUUGAAGGUGGAGGAGCUGGAGGGUGAGCGGAGCCGUCUGGAACAGGAAAAGCAGGCUCUGGAGAUGCAGAUGGAGAGACUAACCCUACAGGGUGACUACAACCAGAGUCGAACCAAAGUGCUACACAUGAGCCUGAAUCCGGCCAGCAUGGCCAGGCAGCGCCAGCGUGAGGACCAUGACCGGCUGCAGGAGGAAUGCGAGCGCUUACGGGGACUCGUGCAUGCCCUAGAGAGAGGCGGUCCCAUCCCUGCUGACCUGGAGGCUGCCUCCAGCCUGCCCUCAUCCAAGGAGGUGGCAGAGCUGCGGAAGCAGGUGGAAAGCGCUGAGCUGAAGAACCAGCGGCUCAAGGAGGUUUUCCAGACCAAGAUCCAGGAGUUCCGCAAGGUUUGCUACACACUGACCGGCUACCAGAUUGACGUGACCACUGAGAGCCAAUACCGCCUCACCUCCCGAUACGCUGAGCACCAGACUGACUGCCUCAUCUUCAAGGCCACAGGACCCUCGGGCUCCAAGAUGCAGCUGCUGGAGACGGAGUUCUCCCGUUCAGUGCCUGAGCUCAUUGAGCUGCAUCUGCUGCAGCAGGACAGCAUCCCUGCCUUCCUCAGCGCGCUCACCAUAGAGCUGUUCAGCCGCCAGACCUCUGUCUAGCCUCUUCCCAUGAGCAUCCGCGCCUACAGCCACUGGACCUCGGCCUAGCCUCUACCUGCAGCGUCUCACAUGCAGCCCUCAGACCUUGGCCUAGCUCUUGGUCUUCCAGACAGUUACCCACAUGUCCCCAAGCUCCUUUGCUACCCAUAGCUGCAUCAUGUCACAAACACCAUUCUUGUCCCUGGCCAGCAGGAGCAAGCUGCUGGGGAUGACCAAGCCAGAUCACACCCCACCAUUCUCCUCUCCUCCCCACCCCAUCCCGUUCUAGGGCUGUACUGUCCCAAGGUGUGCCCGUACCGGCCCCCAGUCCCGUGUGCUGGUUGUUUAUGUCACUUUGGUGGCCAGACUGUGGCCUGCGUCCACAGUCUCAGCCUGAUGAAAUAAAGUGCUACAUUUAUCUUCCCUCCCCGGACUGUGGCCAAG